This is a messenger RNA of Varroa destructor (honeybee mite), 7726 nucleotides long. RefSeq lists its product as uncharacterized. Lineage: Eukaryota; Metazoa; Arthropoda; Arachnida; Mesostigmata; Varroidae. Gene Ontology annotation, biological process: plasma membrane phospholipid scrambling. Gene Ontology annotation, cellular component: plasma membrane. Gene Ontology annotation, molecular function: phospholipid scramblase activity. The record is from RefSeq and is a predicted model, not a curated record.
GGCUGCGGCGAUGGUCUUUAAUCAGAUGUCGUUUUCCGAAUUGGGUUUGUUCUUCUAGGCGUUAUUUUACAGUCCGGCCACGUCCAACCCACUUCAGUACCAUCUGGUUAUCCUCUUCCUCUCUCGGUGUGUAUUAAAUGCUAUCAGUCGCUGCCGAAUGCCUUUAACGGCCUUUCCUUUCCUACGCUGCCUUCGACAAAGAUACAGCGAUGUGCCCUUUCUCAUCAUAAGCCCUUGCCCCCGGACUCUCUCUCUUGGAGGCCGCGUUCUCGAAAGAACAGCACGUUUUGCUUAUCCCUUAUGUAUACUUCCCAUGGCGGCAAGCCGGCGCCGUCAGCCUUACUCCGAUUCGCCGGCCACGAUACCUGCUCAGCAUAACCAGCGUCACCCACUAGAAAAUGUAAGGCGAUAGUAUCGUCGUCACCAACAGCUCGAAUACAACCAGUAUUACCGCGACUUCUUUCACGAUGCCUAGGACGUAACGGUUGAGGUCAAAUCUUUGUCGCCAAAUUGUGUGGCUUGAGCCAUAACAGGUUCGUUUGUGCUUUCGACCUGACGCGCGGGAACACCAUUGUUUCCACAUGUUUUUCGAAAGCAUCGUGUUAGUUAUUUGUCAUGGACUCGUGUAGGUUAACAGGUGAAGGACCGCAUAGCCUGUUAUCCCUUAACGAGGCUGAAGGAAGGGAAGAACUUGUUCAAGCAGGUUAGGGAAAAAAAGGUCAAAAGAGAAUAAUGCCAGGAUGGUCGAGGAAGAACAUUCGGAUGGCUAGAUGCAGUUGCUGCAGGACAAACUACAGGAUCAUGAAGAUUUGUCGCAGCGCUUUUCCGACCAAUAUGGUGCACAGACCUAUGAUAUCAGUACGAUUGCAUAGAUCGAUCUGUCUACAUGAGUCUGGACUGCAUAAGCAGUCUUGAGGCUUCAACAUUUCUGGACAAACCAGUAAACGCUGAUGCCGGCGUAACAGCCACGCGGUUACGGUUAGCCCGGUACGAGGGGAGAGGAAUGUGAGAAAGUUAAUUACUUCAAGGAUUGUCGCCGAGAACUUACCCACGCAUGCGGGUAUCACUCUACGAGUAGCGUCAGUAAACUGUUUAGGCAAAAGUAUGCCAUCACCAGAGAAGUCCACCGAUAAGGAUGCGAUGACAGUGGACUUCGAACACUCUGCAAAUGAAGAGACCGUGACACCAGUUAAAGAAGCAGACAGCGAGAGCGCAGUGAACUCCGUAAACUCUGUAUGUCCAAUUGGAGCAUCAGCAGUUACAACAAAGCUGACUAGCCCAGACGUUAGCCGAGCAGUGAGACCCAAGUGUCCGGAGAGCAAAUCGAAGGCGAAAUCGCUUACAUCGACGAAUAAUAUUGCUAGCAAUAUGUUGGCCGACUGUAGAAAAAAGCCACCACAUUCAAAGUGCGCAGUUACAAUGCACGCAACAGUAGCAGCAUCAAAACAGGAUAACGCAGAAAAUAAUUCUGCAUCUAUCAACAACAAAGUGGGAAAACCAGCAACCGUGGAUAGUAUUAACGUUGUCGUUAACAACAAAGCGGAGAAAUCGGUUAGUACUUCAGAUAAUAAUCAUCAGGACGACCAGGUGAGCAGCUCAUUAAGUCCGGAUACGAAUCCCAACAGCAGUGUUGAAAAAUGCAUCACUCCCAACAGUGGUAAAGUGCCGCGGAAAUUAGUGAGCCCAGAUCUGUUGUCAGGAUCAGCUGAGAAAUCUCAAAGACCGGCCGCGUCUGCCAGCCAUAGUGUUUCUGUGGCAAAGCCGGCAACCUCCGAGGUCGCAGUGAACACUCAUAUUAAAUCGGAGGUCCAAGUGAAUAAAUGUGGUAGCCCCGAAAAUGACGGAGAGGAAAAAUCGCAUAGUUAUUCAGGGACGCUUUCAGUGCCCAGAUCAGGGGGUUACAAUUCAGUGUCAAGGGUUACAAGUGACCAGCUUGUAAGUCUUCAAGAGAGUACAAGUACGGCAUCACAUGAUCGACUAGGUUCGCAUAACCGCCAGGAUAGCGUAUCGGACAAGCCAGUGGUCAGUCCGGAUCAGACGCUGCCAGACACAUCUGAAAUUACGCCAAUCACACCGGACGUUCCUGAGGUGACAAUUACUUCGACGCCGCGAUCACUGAGCUGUGAGAGGGAGCCCUCAUAUCAACAGCAUGUACGGACGCGACCGGACACGAUCGAGGUAAACCAUGCUACCCAGACGGACACACCAGAACCAUCUAUCGAAGCGGCAACGACCCAUGAUGAUGAUAAUAAUGCCCCCAAGCAGAUUGAAAAUGACACGCAGCCUGAAUACGAUCGCAGCACGCAUUCGUACGAACCUUUGCCAGCAGUUCAUUUACAACAAGUGGAAAACUCCGAAGAAAACCCACCAUUGCAUCCCCAUCAGCAUGCAAUGAAACGGCCACCGCCACCCCCGAUACCGCCACACCCCCCAGCCAGCAUCGUUCAAAGAAAUAACCAGAGCAACGGCAGAAAGCAAAUGGCUACGAUCCAUACAGUAAAAGCGGUUACGACCUCGGCAGCAACUGCAGAAGUCGGGGUAACAACCCCAGUUAGUAUCACAAGUAGCGCAAUGAUCCAUGUGACUUCAGUGACAACGUUUCGAAAACAGCCCAAUUCGGUGGCUCCUGUGAGCCAUCCUCCCGUUCCUAUCAAGCAUCACCGACGCGCCUCACAAGGUCUCCUCCCACAACUGACUCACGUUGACCAGCUACUCAUCAAGCAGCGGCUGCCCGUAGCCGAACUACGGCGAAAUUCCGAUUUCAAUAACAAGUACACACUGCGAACAAUACUUGGCCAGGAUGUAUUUCGUGCUGAGGAAGCGACGACGUUAUGCGCUAGAGAUUGUUGUGGACCUGAUCGUGCCUUCCACAUGAACAUUGUAGAUCUUCAUGGGCGUCCUGUAAUAGCGCUCGAACGUCCGCCAUGGCUCAACGUUUGCUGCUGCUGCCCCUUACUUCCUGUCUGCCAGCAGGAAACGCGAAUUGAGGCACCUCCCGGCUCUGUAAUCGGUGUCAUUCGCGAGGAGCAGACGUGGUUUGGAGUCUCGCCUCGUUUCGCCGUUAACGACCUCGACGGAAAGUUGCUCUACGAAAUUCAAGGCCCGACGUGUCCACGCGUGGCGUGCUUUCUUGACGGCGAUAUCGACUUCACGAUAACGGACCCAACUGGUAUGGAAGUGGGACGGGUUAGUAAAGAAUGGGAUAACCUACCCAAGGAGCUAUUGGCCACAUCGGACAACUUCGGAGUCGCCUUUCCCGAGGAUAUUCCAGCAACUCAUAAAGCUCUUCUUAUCGGUGUCGCCUUUAUUCUCGAUUUCGUCUACUAUGAGCGGGAACGUGAAAAAUACUCGCGUACAGGACUCGCGCAGCAGAUUCCCUCGGUCGCCAACUCGAGGAGAUCCUCGUCCCAGCAUUCGGACACAAGUAAUGAGGUCAAUGAAAACUUCCCGGCGUGGGGUGGCGGGAUUGAGACACACUCGCGAGACGAAAGCGGCGGAGGAGACUAGCGCCAGGCGUCUUCAUCUGCGCUUCUUUUUUCCGGAACGCGGAAGUCCUCAAGAGUGCGAGGAAAAACCCGUCCGCUUCUCGCAGGCCUACUAAAAGGACAAGUCGGGCCAUGACUACCAGCUGCGCCUGAACGGGACGAAACGUUGGUCGGACAUUCGACCGACGCGAGUAGGGCGAGUGUCACCGGAUGGCUAGCUAACAAAUAGCCGCCGAAGGCUAACGUAACGGGAAAAGUACCACGAAAGUCUGGUCAGUCGGACCGCUCGGGCGGAUCGAGAGUGGCCUGAGCUCGCUAGGGGAGGGGUUAUCGAGAGCCCUAUGAGACCCUUCUUUCAUGUCCACCUCCUCACAGGGUGGCGCCGUUGCCGAUGCUUGUUUUCUUUUGGUAUGUACAAACACCGCCUCGCAUCACACCAACGGUGCCGAACGUGGUAGCCGGAACAGUGUCGACUGAGGUGGCGGAGAAACGAUGGUUACAAGCAUACGUCACGCAAUGGUGAUACAAGAAAAUGGUAUAGAAUAGCAGCCGAAAAAGAAGAAAAUAACGAGCAAACGCCAACAUAUGGACGCGUAAACGUAGGCAGACGGCAAUGCCGACUUUAAAUAGAUCGCAAAUUAGAAUAAUAGCCACAACACGAACGCCGAAUAAGCUGAAAUUAACUGCUAUGAACAAUAUGCAAAGCGAGUAAAAACAGGCCAACGCGAUUCUCGUUGGUGCUGCUUGAACGGCGACGAUGAAUCAGUGGAAUUCGAAGGUACGUAAAUACCAGAUGACCACUAUAUGAAACUAACGGCGUCUUAUUUGAUAGAAAGAAUAUAUAUACUACCACAAAACGACAAUGCUAGUAAUAAUUACGGUGAUCAAAAGAUCAUUAAUAAUUAUUUGAAUAAAAUCACAGAAGAACAUGCCUUUUCUAAAUUGCGCUCUUAGUAAAGGAAACAUAGGUGUCUAUACAUGGCAGUGUUACAUGGGGGUAGACACAUCGGUAUCAGUGCUGAGGUAAUGGACUGGAGCUGGAAGAAUCAACUAGAUGAAGAUGAAGGUGACAAAGCGACGACUUUCAGUGAAGUCAGGGAACGUGGAACAGGGUGCGUGAGAAAUAUUCUCGAAGACGAGGUUAUACCCAUAUGUUGUUAAUUUAUUACAUAUGCAUAGAUAUGAAAAUAUUGAUAUCUUAUACAUUCCAAAUAGAUGAACAGACUGACGAGUCGAUAGUUAGCGCCAAUUUGAAUCUAAUAUUCGUAUCCGGAAAAAGUAUACAAUGCAGGAUGAAAAACCGGUGUAGCAUAUAAAUGGUAGAAACUUUGGAUGGCAUGGGUAUAUAUAUAUAUAUUUAUGGGGUAUUCGAGAUCAAUUGAGAUAGGACUAGCAGUGACAAAACAUCAAAAACUCAUUUUGAUGAAGGCAAAGCAUCCAUAUCUGGAAAAAAAAAUAAAAAUUAGUUUAAUGGUUACCGCAUUUUAUGCAAGUGAACCCCCCGAAAUCGUGAGCUUGUGAAAUUGAGUUUUCAGUCGACCCUAUCGAGGAUCCUCCGGUUUGCUUCUUGAAAAUCUCCGGAUCUUCAAAAGCCGUGAAGAGACUCAAUAAUUUAGCCUAUCAAUUUUGGGUAGAAAAAGGGAGUUUUUAAACUAUAGAAUUUUAAAGUAGACGUUCGCCGGAAAAAUCGGAUAAUAACUGAUCUUCGCUGUAAUUCCAAAAGCAAGAGACUAUUUUGCCAUAAUCAGUUUGUUGUUUUGUUCUAAAAAGAACUGGCCUUCUGGUGCCAAGAAGAGCAGAUGAUUACACGACCAGAAUAACAAACAACCCGUCGAAGUUUUUUAAAUUAAGAUGCCCCAGCAUGUAUGUAUAUAUACAUACAUACAUAGCUGCCAAGGUUAGGGCUGAGUUUUGAUAGCAAACAGCCGGGUUGCUCAUAUAGGACGAAACGGAGUCCACGCGAAGAUCGAUAUAUUGCAGAACUAACAAAGCCAUUAUGUACUAGAGAGGUAGCUGUUCAGAUAAACAUAACUGAACUAACACACUAAGGACAAAAUCAACGCUAGCUAAAUUAGCUAUCUCAAAAUUAAGCGAAAACGUAUAUCAGAAAGAAACCGCUAAGAGCCGAAAGGUGGAGUAAAAGAUCGAAAACGGCGACGUGGUCCCUUUGCGUUUAUGUCCUACAACCGCCAUGGUACGUAUUUAAUCACACACAAAGAGCAGCGAUCAUGAUUAGAACAGCAAAAUUAUAAGCCUUAUUACAAUUCGGGUAUUAAUUUCGCUUUUAAUUAAUUAUCUGUUUAGGAACGUGCCCGUCUAGUCACAACGAUUCGAGCUCAUCAACGUAUAUAUUACUCGGGUUAUUAAGCAGGAAAUAUGUUCCUUACGGGUAUGAAUCUCGUUUCAAAUGUAUUUCCUUUUGACUGCUGCUUUGUGAAUGCUACCUUCACGUGCUCUUAAGCAGAUACCAUAUGGUCGCAAUACAUAUGACAACCAUAAUAAUAAAAUUUAAUAUCGUUCCGUUAUCACAACGUCUUUGGUGAAAACGUCAACACCCCUUAGACAAUUGAGAAAGGAGCUGUGCCUAACAAAUAAUACUAAGGGAUAUUCCCAUCAAUCAAUCAAUCCUGAGACACCCGUGCAGUGGGGAAUGAAGGUAAACGAAUAAACACAACAAUGUUGUGCUCGACAGAAUUCGAGGCACGAGGGCACCAACCCAACGUGUUCGGCGGAAACCACGAAACGCUAACUUACCCAAGUGCAAACUAUAUCUGCCCUUAUUAAUCAACCCCCUUUUCCCUCUCGUUUAGUGAAAAUGAUAAGUAGGAAAAGUGUUGAAACGAUAAUCGUUUAGCACUGCGUUGCAAUUUAAUGAAUAAUCAGCUAUCCUUAUUAAAUUACCCUUAUUAUAAGUAUAUUUGUAUUAUCAGUAAUUAGACAUACUCAAACGCAUAUUAACUAUUACCAUCAAUGGAUGCCUAUAGUUACCUAUUAGUUCAUUUACUCCACGCUAAAAUAUUACAGCGUAUGAUAAUGUUGCAAAAAGAAGCUCCAAUCUUCGUUGAUAUGAUUAAGCUAUAGCGGAUGGUCGGUCAGUCCUAGUGUGGACCAUGGAUAGGCAUUAGAGCCUGAGUAUUAUUUAUUAGUCCAAAAUGGUCCGUUCAGGUACAGCUUGCUCGCCUUAUACAUUACGAUUGAUAAUUAGGACACCUGUAAUGACUAUAAUAACACUUAGCUUAGCCUCGACAUCAUUACUAACAACAUUACCAAUAAUCACGGACAAUGCAUAUACUAGAGUAUAUAAUGACCAAAGUACGUAGAGCACGCAGAUAUGUGCACUGACAUACUCUCGGCUCUAUGGAACGUCGAUAUCUUUUAGCCGCUUCAGACGGAACUAGUUUUUCCGGGCGGACUUCCUUUCCGAAUUCAAGUUGGCUUUUGGCCGGCAUUUCCGCGACGCAGGUGGGUCGAAUUGAUCGGCUUGAUUGAUCCUCACGAUGCAACAAAAGAGCCAACGCGAUUCGGCGUUGACCGUUGACAAAACAGACUAGAGAUCGGCUGAGGCUUGAUGAGAACCGACAUUGGAUAGAGCGAACUAAAAAGUGAACGUCGUCUUCGGAAGGACAAAUAUCACUAGCGCCUAUAAAUUGACUGUCAAGAUAGGCGGACAUAAUCAAAACAUAGGAAGGAUAAGUGUAUGUAUAAUGACGCCUAAUGUUCAUAGCGUAAACGAGAACAAUUGACUGACUGGUUAUCAUAAUUAAUAAAGCAUGAGAGAAAGGAGAGAACGGAAGAAGAUUGAUAAGGAUAGUUGAUGGCGACAAUGAUGUACGAAAAACAAAGGAUCGCGCAGAAGGAUAUAUCAUGCACAAAUAUUAGAUAAUGAUACGGGACAUACGCUCCUUGAAGAAGUGUUAUAAUAACAUACUCACAAACAAUAAACAAUGACCGAAUAAAUAAACCUUCUACGAACACGUAUAUGUUACUAUUAAAUCUAUUUAUGGCACAGAAUCGAAGAAUUAGGUUUCUGGCUAACUACGUUCAUGGCUGCUCUCAUAAUUUUGAUGGAACAAUGCUGCUACGUGACAUGACAACAGUCAUCAUUCAGUUGUAGAGUAUCGAGCAUUAACGUCCGUUAUGUACAGAGCGUGCCUUACAAUAGCGAUGUCCAAGAUGACUUCGGAUUGAACUGGACCGAAGUUCCUCACAUUGAUUACUCUGUGGUACUCGACCGCCUGGCC